UAAAUAUUUAUAUAUGAACAAAAAAAGCAAUUUAAAUUUUAGUAUUAAAAUGAUAGAUUAAGCCAGACAACAAGCGUGGCAAAUGUGCUAGUGUAAACAUUAACUAAAGUCAUGUAAAUCGAAUUAAUAUGACUGCAACUUUGGAAAGCAAAGCGCACACAUCGAUGGCGCAGCGUGAUCGCUCUUAUCCUUGAAAAUAAUAUGUAUUCUUGAAAAUUUGUGUACUUAGUUCAGUGUUCAACAUGGGUCAGAGCAGCUCCAAGCGUAAGCAUAAAUGUAAAAUGAAAUCGAGAGGAGUUCAAAUGCACAGCUCUUUAGAGACUAUUAGAAAUGAGAACGAAGACCAUUUGACCCAUUUAACGUAUCCAAUACAUGUUGAUAAUAAUUUGGUGCCAGGCUGGAUAAACAAGUCGCAAUUUUUAGAAAUACUUAGUGCCAAUGUGCCAGAGUUCUCGAAGAUCGAAAACUUUUGCAUCAAACCAGCCACAACGGCUGGCGAAAACUAUUCCUCGUUGAUAUUGCGCAUAAGCAUUGAUGUUAAGCUGACAGACAAAAGCGUCAAGUCCAUGUCAUUCAUGAUGAAAGUACCACAUGAAUCAGCCAAAAUGCAGCAGAUGCUAAAGACUGUAAAUUUCUUUACUGUCGAGAACGCAACCUACACAGAGCUCAUAUCCAGGUUCGAGGAUCUCUAUAAAUCGAUAGGUAUGAACAUCAAAUUUGCACCACGUGCCUACAAGUUCACGGAGAGCCUGAAAAAGGAACCCAAACUGGCCAAUACGGUGCUGAUGCACGAUUUGAGCCAGGAUGGUUAUAGAAAUGUGAAUCGCCUAGAAUGUCUCGAUGUGGAACAGUCCAAAAUGGUGCUGCGCAAACUGGCACAAUAUCAUGCAGCGGGUGCACACUGUCGGGUCAUCAAUGGACCCUACCCGGAACUGUUUACGCAGCCCAUGUUUGGCUCGAACAAGGAGAGAGCCAUUUCCAUACUGGAGGGCAUAAUGGGGCCAUUCAAGAAAAUGUUUUUGGAACAUCUUAACUUCUAUAAGGAUGGAGAGAAGUACAGCGAAAAGUUUGCAUUACUCUUCUCCAAAAUGAGCAGAAAGUUUUUGAGACUCAGCACAUUCGAUCCAACCGAAUUCAAUGUGAUCAAUCAUGGCGAUUGUUGGAUUAACAAUCUACUCUUUAAAUUCGGUUCCAAAGGCGAGCUGAUCGAUAUGAUUUUCGUGGACUUUCAGUUGCCAAAAUAUGGUCACCCAUCGGCUGAUUUACUAAACUUUAUCAUGACCUCGGUUCACAUAGAUUACAAGCUAAAAUAUUUUGACUAUUUUAUAAAGUAUUAUCACGAUCAACUGAUUGAACAUCUGAAACUACUGGAAUAUGAAGAUCGUCUGCCCACGCUGGCGGAGCUGCACAUGCAAAUCUAUAAAUAUGGUAUAUGGGCGAUAACAGCCUCUGUCAUGGUCCUACCCAUUGUCCUAUUGGAUCAGAAUGAGGAAACGAGAGAGUACAAGAGUCAACUGUACACGAAUGAGCGCUACAAGGCUAAUAUAGAACAGAUAAUGCCCUGGCUGGACAAUCGUGGCCUAUUGGAAGUAUAGCAGCAAAAUAACAUCCGAUUCGAUAAAUAACAAAAUAACAACACAGCAAGAACUUUAGUUUUGGGAGAAAGGCUGCAGGCGGCAAACAAACCCCGAUUUGGCCGUUUCAGUCCGUUCCAACGAUUUUAAACUGCAUAUUUAUUUAGUCAAUAUAUAUAUACUUAUCAUUUAUGCUAAAAUUAUUUUGCUAAUCUAUGCUAUUUGGGAUUUGAAACGUAAAAUUUUAAAUUAUGACAGCUUCUGGUAGAGAUUGGCUGAAAGACCCAGCCUUUAGGAAAACAAUAAUGCAAAUAAUCAUGCCUUAACCUAA
Drosophila virilis is the source of this 1905-nucleotide messenger RNA. RefSeq lists its product as uncharacterized. Lineage: Eukaryota; Metazoa; Arthropoda; Insecta; Diptera; Drosophilidae. The record is from RefSeq and is a predicted model, not a curated record.